CAGCCCGCGCUCCUGGCGCCCAGCAGCCGCCGCCGCCAUCGCCAGGGGGUCCCGGCCCCGCUCCCGGCACCGGCCCCGCUCCCGGUCCCGGUCCCGCUCCCGGCUCCAGCCGCUGGGCUCCGGGCGAGCCCCGUCCCCCCGGCCGGGGCCGCGGCGCGGUGCAUGGAGCGGCAGGGCAGGAUGGACUGCCCCGCGCUGCCCCCCGGCUGGAAGAAGGAGGAGGUGAUCCGCAAGUCGGGCCUCAGCGCCGGCAAGAGCGAUGUCUACUACUUCAGUCCAAGUGGUAAGAAGUUCAGAAGCAAGCCUCAGUUGGCAAGAUACCUGGGAAACACUGUUGAUCUCAGCAGUUUUGACUUCAGAACGGGAAAGAUGAUGCCCAGUAAAUUGCAGAAGAACAAACAGAGACUAAGGAAUGAUUCUCUCAAUCAAAAUAAGGGAAAACCAGACUUGAAUACAACUUUGCCCAUCAGACAAACUGCAUCAAUUUUCAAACAACCCGUCACCAAAGUCACCAACCAUCCGAGUAACAAAGUGAGAUCCGAUCCGCAGCGAGUGACAGAACAGCCACGGCAGCUUUUCUGGGAGAAGAGGCUACAAGGCCUCAGUGCGUCGGAUGUCAGUGAACAAAUCAUAAAAUCCAUGGAGCUCCCUAAGGGUCUUCAAGGAGUCGGCCCAGGUAACAACGACGAUACCUUGUUAUCGGCUGUUGCCAGCGCUUUGCACACCAGUUCGGCACCUAUCACGGGACAGCUCUCCGCAGCUGUGGAGAAGAACCCAGCCGUCUGGCUCAAUACAUCUCAACCCCUCUGCAAAGCUUUCAUAGUCACAGACGAUGACAUUAGAAAACAAGAAGAGCGGGUGCAACAAGUGCGUAAAAAACUGGAGGAAGCACUAAUGGCAGACAUUUUGUCACGGGCGGCUGAUACGACAAAAGAUAUAGAGGUAGAAAUGGAUAAUGGAGAUGAAGCAUAAAAAGAAAUCAGGUACUUUUAACUGACUUGUCCCAGGAGGAAAUUCCCAAAAGCCAGAGGCACUUUUUCCUUCGGUCUUUCGUUAUAAGAAGAAACGGACCCAUGCACAUUUAUAUAGCUUUCUAAUAGCAUUAAAACCAAUGCCUUUUUUAGACUCCUAUUUUUGAUGUAUAUAUCUUAUUUGAAAAGCAACUUUAUUUUGUGUCCUAUGACUUAAAGUCCUUUUUUAAGUAUCAAACAUUACCCUUAAUCUAAAGCUGAGCUUUUGAUGCCAGGUUGCAAACCUACUGGAAUUAUAUUGCCUGUAUUAAAUAUUUGUUGUUUUUUUUUUUUCCUGUGGUUUUUAGUAAGGAUGGAUCAGGAGAACAGAGUGAUUUCCCAAUUAAAGAUUAUUGUGACUCUGUAUAUAAACAGAUUUUUAUACCUAUGGGUGAAAACACCUGUACAUUCUUCCGUCAUCACUGUAAAGAUAAAUAAAAGAUUAUAUUCCAA
Messenger RNA from Cygnus olor (mute swan), 1463 nucleotides. It is a transcript of the gene MBD2, whose product is annotated as methyl-CpG binding domain protein 2. Bases 163 to 972 code for a protein of 269 amino acids. NCBI's taxonomy places the organism in Eukaryota, Metazoa, Chordata, Aves, Anseriformes, Anatidae. Gene Ontology annotation, molecular function: DNA binding. The record is from RefSeq and is a predicted model, not a curated record. The transcript has 7 exons.